This is a messenger RNA of Metarhizium album ARSEF 1941, 630 nucleotides long. RefSeq lists its product as uncharacterized. Lineage: Eukaryota; Fungi; Ascomycota; Sordariomycetes; Hypocreales; Clavicipitaceae. The transcript has a single exon. Bases 1 to 630 code for a protein of 209 amino acids. The record is from RefSeq and is a predicted model, not a curated record.
AUGCCGGAUCCCUCACCAGGCUCAGGGGCCCAGGGGGCCGACCCAAAUCUCCCUCCUCACCCGUCUAGGGCACAACCACGUCGUCGUCGUCGUCGUCGUCAGCAGAGGCUUCGCCCCGUCCCCAACUUUCGCCCGACACCUCCCGGAGAGGAAGUUGUCUUCAAGUUCGUACAACGGUGCCAUGACGCGUCCUACUACAUAGAAAUUAUCAAUGGGACUUCGUACUUUACCGAGAUUCCUGGCACCAGAUUCGCUGUCCUCAACGCACAGAAUGGGCAUGACGAGCAGAAUGGACAUGAGAAUAGCGAACAGAAUGGUCAUUGGAACAUUGGACAGAAUGGAUAUUGGAAUAGCGAACCGAACGGAUAUUGGAACAUCGAACAGAAUGGAUAUGGCCAUCGCGAACCGAAUGGAUAUUGGAACAUCGAACAGAAUGGGUAUGGAUAUGGGCAUAGCGAGCAGAACGGAUAUGGGCAUGUCGGGCAGAACGGAUAUGGGCAUGUCGAGCAGAACGGAUAUGGGCAUGUCAAGCAGAAUGGAUAUGGGCAUGUUGGGCAGAAUGGAUAUGGGCACGUCGAGCAGAAUGGACAUGGGCAGAAUCAACAAAGGGGCAAGAAUGAGAAACUCUGA